AACACACAGAUUUUACGAAACUAAAAAAAGCUGAUUGUUAUUUCACCGCUUGUCUUGUACAUAUAAACAGUGAUUUUUUGGGGGGCGGGGACAACUUCAAGUUUUCACAGAUUGUCCUGCUCCACAGCAAUCCAAUAUUUAGAUUCAGCCAUCUGGAAUCCUACACUGACACGAACACCAAAGUCGACACAGCAAAGAUGAACCUUGAGGAGUACUUCCAAAGAAUCGGUUUCAGGGGCCCGCACGACAAAGCUGACCUCGCUACACUAAAGCAAAUCCACUGGCAUCACAUCAUGUCUGUCUGCUUUGAGAACUUCGACAUGCACUGCGGUGGAAAGAUCAUCAUGGACCUCGAAGUCAUUUUCAACAAGAUAGUUCAUCAGGGCCGUGGCGGCUGGUGCAUGGAGAACAACUUUCUGCUGUACUGGGUGCUAAGAGAAAUGGGCUACGAUGUCACUGUGUUAGGUGCUAGGGUGUUCAACAGCAGCUUAGGUGACUUUUCCCCUAUAGUAGGCCACUUCAUUAACAAAGUAGUGAUCGAUGGGAAAUCCUACAUUGAAGAUGUCAGUUUCGGGGUGUCGUCCCAAAUGUGGGAGCCACUGGAACUCGUCUCCGGAGUGGAGCAAGUCCAGCCGCCCGGUAGUUUCCGUCUCAUGGAUAAAGGAGACUUCUGGAUUCUAGAGAAGACUGACAGGAAACCGGAGAUUCUCAAUCCAGAUUUUGCCAAUUCAAACCUGGUGAAAAGACAGCUGAACAGGGCCAUAUACAGCUUCACCCUGACACCCCGCAACGUGGAAGAGUUCAUCGAAGCUAACGACUACUUCCAGACAAAUCCCACAUCACUGUUCGUCAACAAGUCCAUGUGUUCCAUUCAAUUGCCCACAGGCUUCAGGGCCUUGAUUGGCUGGACCUACAGUGAGGUCACCUUCCAGGCCGACCGGGGCGUGGAUGUCUAUGAUAUGAAGAAUGUGCCCGAUGAGGAGAUAGAAACCCUUCUCAGAGAUAAGUUUAAGAUCCAUUUGCCUAAAAAACUCAAGCCCGUGAACAAUAAGUAUGAUUACACACUCUAAACAUUGGUUCUCCAAUUGGGGUUUAGAGGAGUCUUGGUGGUCCAUGAGUCUUACUUUGGGUUUCGAAAAAUUAACUUGAAAUAGAUCAUGUCGCAAACUGUGAAAUACGAUAUAGUGGUUUGAUUAAUGUGUCAUAAUUCAAAUUUUAAUCGGUUUUGAUAGUGGUGAAUUAACAACUUUGGCAGUCAAACAUCCUGACUACUGAGUUGAUGAAUAUCGGUUGGAGCGGGUGCUGUGUGCGUUAAAGGUUACGAAACCUCACUGCCUGAGAACUUACAAAAGUGUGCAGGGAACUGAAGCUUGACUGGGCUAUUGGCUCAGUAGUUGGCACGCUCGACUGCCACAGUUGUAGAUUUGAGAGGAAGAUUCUUAUAGUUUUCCAACUCAUUUAACUGUAUUAUUCUGGCACGCACAGCUGCUAGUAUUUUUGUUGAAAUUUCAUCAUUUUUCCUUAACUGUUUUAAUUUAACUGUGUGCUCAAGACUGCACUAUUCGAGGCCAAGACUUGCUUAAGAGCCGGACUCGGUGAGACUAAGACAGAACAAUUUUUGUGAGUCAAGACUGAGACAAAACCAAAACUUUUAAAAUGUGGUCUUGCUAAAAGACGUUGCCAAAGCUUAAUAUGAUUGUGUAAUUAUGUAGCAUACAACAUUACCUACUAGAUUACAAGGUGCCAUUACUUAAAUUAAUCAAUGUUUUAAUGUGCAAUUUGCAACAUGUUAUAGACUUAUUUGAUACAUUUUUAUCAGUUUCAGAUUCUGAAACUAAAUGUAUCAAUUUGGGGCAAUUAAGGCUAUACAUGGGUAAACACUUUGCUAGACUGGUUUGAUUUUCAUCUGCAGUGAGUGACUUAAAGGGAAACACAACACCUCGAUAAAUGAACUUCAUGUAAAAGACAGUUGCUCAAAGUAUUUAAGUAAGUAAAUAGAAAACUUAUUAGACAUCUGCUCUAAUAAUGGAGAAAAUAUUGUUUAAACAUAAAAAAAUGAUUGUGAUUAGAAGCGCAAAAUUCUGUAUUUUAUCAAUGUAAUAAACACGAUUAUUUUCACUAGCACACAUGAUAAAGGUGGUGUCUUUCAUUUAAUUAGUAGUAAACUAAUAUAUAAUGUAAUUGCUAAAGUCUCAGCUCUUUUCAGAUUUCACAUUUCAGAACACAUCUAUUAUUUGUCUCAUCAAACAUAUGCAACUACAGUCUGCCAAAAGUGACUGCGUGCCUUUCUGUAAAGCUGAGUCAUCACUAUUCAUCACACAACUUACAAUGCACUUUUGCAGCUUUGGUAGCCAAGCUGUAUGUUUUUCUGAUUGUGACGGAAAACAAAGAUAUUGAAAAGGAAAAUAUAUGAAUUUGAGUGUUUCACUUUUCAAAAGUUGGUUGAACUCUCCAAGAAAAUUUAAAAGUAGAUAAAUUUGUUGCCAUGUGUAGAAACCAAAGUAAGUACUAUGACUGAAAAAACAGACAGACAGCAAUGUGUGGGACAGUUAAUUUUUUAAAAUCAACCAAACAGGUUUUGCUGUAGAAAGCUGUCAAAGGUUUGUGUGUUUCAAACUUGAUUUUUGGAUAAUUACGUACUUUAGUUUGAAUUAAAUUUCAAUGUCAAAGUUCCUAAUGGAGAAAGAGUUUUCCACGCAUAUAUGUGCGCCAAAACGGUAUGAAAACUGUAUUUUUGAUUGGAAAUGGUAUUUUUGAAUAAAAUUGAUUGAUUCUU
This is a messenger RNA of Corythoichthys intestinalis (scribbled pipefish), 2776 nucleotides long. Its product is annotated as arylamine N-acetyltransferase, pineal gland isozyme NAT-10-like. Gene Ontology annotation, molecular function: arylamine N-acetyltransferase activity. NCBI's taxonomy places the organism in Eukaryota, Metazoa, Chordata, Actinopteri, Syngnathiformes, Syngnathidae. Bases 198 to 1070 code for a protein of 290 amino acids. The record is from RefSeq and is a predicted model, not a curated record. The transcript has 2 exons.